UGUGUAUGUACAUAUGUAGGUCAAGAAAUUCUUUUCUACUAUCUACAUAUGUAUGUAUAUACAUAUAACGUCUCCGAUACCUGUGAUGUCGUUUCGUGAUUGCCAAUAUGAAAAGGCAGGCGUCCUAACAACGCCUUUGCAGUAUAACCAGGCCGGUCAAAGCGUUGUUUGAGGUUUAAGGUGUCUUAAGAAUGACAGACGUGAAAUUCUCGAUUGUACUACCUUAUAAUUCAGAUGAAUCAAUUAGACUAACUAAAUUGGCCAUUCGAGGCAGUUUACUGCCAGAUCCUCAGGAAUUCUCCAUUAAUUUUGUGAACAGCCUCAAUUGCACAGAUAAUUUAACUUAUCAUCUUAAAGUUAAGGUGCCCACACAAACAAUUGUCGAAAACUACAAACUGAAUGGCGAGUGGAGCAACUCACAUCGGGAAAAAUAUUUAAAUAUCUUCGAUGAAUUCUCAUUUUCACUUGAGUUUCAAUUCGACUAUGAUAACUCUACCAUUAAUGUAUACCAGGUGUGGGGGCAGGGCCAUAACUUUGUUACAAAAUUCGAAACAUUAUUCGCCCUCUCCGAGAUACAGUCAACUCAAGUGUGGGGUGAUGUUCGAAAAAUUGAAGCAUUUGAAUUAAGCUAUGAUUGAGAGCAAAAACCGUAAUAGCACUAAUCAUAAGGUUAUAUACUAGUAUAGUAGUGUAAUAUUCAACAUUUUUAACAUAUUUUUUCUUUUGCAAGGUAUACUACUCUUAGCACUUAACCCAAAAAAAAAAAAACACAAGAGUUAUGAAUUAUUUGUAUGAAAAAUUAAAAAUUCAAUAUUUAUCGAAAAGAGAAAAGAUUUCUCAAAUAAGUUUUUUUUAUGGUUUAACACUAGUCUAUGGUAUGACAAUUCCACGAUGUGUACAAGUUCCAAAAUUACACACCGACAGCAACAAAAGUAUCGAAAACUUAAAAUCAUUUAUUAUUAGCAACAUGAAAUGACAAACGUGAUCAAAUUUUCACAUAUGUCGCUUGUGACAAUAAUUUGUUCAUCCCAAUUUAUUAUAGUAACGGUCUUAGAUACAUGUACUAUUUUAAAUUGAAUUUUUUUUAUUAGUAUAAAAGAGAUUGGAUGUUAAAUUACUAAAAAAAAAAAAUAUGUCAGUGAAAAUCGCCAAGAUAUAAUGUAGUCUAAUGUUGGCAAUAUCAAAUGUUUUUUUUUGCGAUGCUAAACAAAUUAUAUGGCAUGCUUUGAAAAAUAAGUUGCCAAAUAUGGGACACCUGAGUUACAUAACUUAAAAUAUGCUUUGCACUUGCUUGACAAAAUGUUUUUAUAUCUUGAUAUAAAGCACAUCAUAGAUUAUACCUCAGCGAAAUAAAUAUUGGUGAUAAAGUCUACAAUAUCUAUCCAUGCUUUUCCGUCCGCCUGAACUUAGGGACUAUAAGAGUUAUAGCAAUCAAUUUGGUACGUAUGUGCUACUAGCAGUACACUUUUUUAUUUCCAUCCUACUUCUCCGCAAAUGGGCAAGCCAGUUUUAAAAUUCUUUUGCUGUGAAAAGUGUUGUCUUUGUUGAGCUAAAAUACGUACAUAGCUAGGUUAUAUUAAAAAAUUGCUAGAAAUAGUUAAGCACGAAAUUAAAAAUGUUAAAAAACAGCUAACAUUAUUUCCCAAGGUAAAUUAACAAUAUAUUACGUAAA
Molecule: messenger RNA, 1672 nt
Organism: Drosophila busckii
Lineage: Eukaryota; Metazoa; Arthropoda; Insecta; Diptera; Drosophilidae
Exons: 4
Coding region: 192-638 (148 amino acids)
Molecular function (GO): galactoside binding; carbohydrate binding
Source: RefSeq, a predicted model, not a curated record